GUAAUUUCCAACCAGAGAUCGAGAGAGAGAGGAAGGUGAUGAUGCUGAUGAUGAGCCCGCGAUGGUGGAUUUCCCUUUUGUGCGUCUGUGGACUGAUGCACGUCUGUCACCAGAGCAGCGCAAAUACCCCAAAUGGAGACGCCUUGUCGGGCUUGAAGGCUCUGCGUGAUGCGGGCAGGUUCGUCGGGAAGGAGGACACGGUGCCUCUCCGCCUGCUCUACAGCAGACACAACCACAGCCAGAUCACGCAGGAUGAGCUCAGCACCAGGGUGAAAGCCAGCCCCGGCUCUGCACAGGUGAACCACGUGGCCCAAGCAAGCUUUCAAGUCGAGGCCUUCGGGAGAGAAUUCAUCUUGGAUGUGGAGCUGAAUCAUGAUCUGCUGUCUUCGGGGUACGUGGAGAGGCAUUUGUCAGAAAAAGGGAAGGCUGUCAUCACCAAUGGAGGAGAGCACUGCUACUACCAGGGGAAGGUCAGAGACAGUCCUCACUCCUUUGUGGCUGUUUCUACUUGUCAUGGACUGCAUGGGAUGUUUUUCGAUGGCAAUCACACCUACAUGAUUGAACCUGGAGGAGAGGACGGCAGCAAUGGCGAUGUCCCCAUUCACAUGAUUUAUAAAUCUGCAGGGGAGGACCUCCUCAAUGGUGACCUGCCAGAGCCGCCGUUUCCCAGCCCUCCGUUCCCCGGGUCUAAAGUGGUUCACAGGAGAAAGAAGAGACAGGCUCCACAUGUGUCACACAGCGUCGAGGAUGAGAUCAAAUACAUUGAGUUGAUGGUGAUCAAUGACCAUUUAAUGUACAAGAAGCAUCGGCUUUCUGUUGGGCACACAAAUAACUAUGCUAAGUCAGUGGUCAAUAUGGCUGACAUGAUCUUCAAGGAACAGCUUAAUACUCGGAUUGUGCUGGUUGCCAUGGAAACCUGGUCAGCGGACAACAAGUUCAACAUCGACGACGACCCCAUGGUGACCCUGAGGGAGUUCAUGAAGUACAGGAAGGACUUCAUCAAGGAGAAAUGCGACUCUGUUCACCUCUUCUCAGGGAAUCGUUUUCAUAGCAGCUGGGGUGGAGCUUCCUACAUGGGAGGAGUUUGCUCUCUCACUAAAGGAGGCGGAGUGAACGAGUACGGGAAAACGGACGAGAUGGCCAUAACCCUCGCUCAGUCGCUGGGACAGAACAUCGGCAUCUUCUCGGACAAGAAGAGGAUCCUCAACGGUGAAUGCAAGUGUGACGACCGCUGGACAGGCUGCAUCAUGGAUGACGUUGGUUUCUACCUGCCCAAGAGGUUCUCCGACUGCAACGUGGGGGAGUACCACAACUUCCUGAACAGCGGCGGAGGAGCGUGUCUGUUCAACAAACCUCUGAAGCUGUUGGACCCUCCGAUCUGUGGGAAUGGCUUUGUGGAGCCGGGAGAGGAGUGUGACUGCGGCAGUCCAGCGGAGUGUGCCAGUGAGGGGGAUACCUGCUGUGAGAAGUGCACUUUGACUCAAGGUUCAAAGUGUGCAAACGGACUCUGCUGCAACAACUGCCAGAUGGAGUUCAUGGGAGUCGUGUGUCGAGAUGCAGUGAAUGACUGUGACAUCCCAGAAAACUGCACAGGAAACUCCAGCCAGUGUCCACAAAAUGUGCACAAGAUGGACGGCUACACCUGUGAAAAGGAUCAGGGUCGCUGCUUCAAUGGAAGGUGCAAAACCAAAGACAGACAGUGCAAGUACAUCUGGGGAGAGAAGGCAAUGGCGGCCGACAAGUUCUGCUACGAGAAGCUCAACAUCGAGGGCACGGAGAAAGGCAACUGUGGGAAAGACAAAGACACGUGGAUCCAGUGCAACAAACAGGAUGUUCACUGUGGCUACCUGCUGUGCGCCAACAUCUCACCUGCACCGCGCCUCGGAGAGCUGCAAGGGGGGAUGACCUCCUUCUCCGUGGCCCAACACAGCGGCUCUCUGGACUGCAGCGGCGCUCACGUGGUGAUUGAUGGAGACACUGACCUGGGAUACGUCGAGGAUGGGACGGCCUGCAGCACAGACAGCAUCUGUUUCAAUCACAAAUGCCUCCCGAUCCAACAGUUCAACUUCAGCACCUGCCCCGGGACAACUGACAAGAGCAUCUGCUCCGGACACGGGGUGUGCAGUAGUGAGCUGAAGUGUGUGUGUUACCUGGGCUGGACCGGAGACGACUGUAACACCACGAAUCCGCUCAGUUAUCUCGUGGUGGGGCCGACCGCCUCAGUUUCAGGUAUCACCAGUACAAACAUCAUCAUCGGGGCCAUCGCGGGCUCCAUCCUCUUCCUCGCGCUCAUAAUGGCUGCUACAGCCUGGGGCUACAAGAGCUACAAGCAGAGACGCUAUGAGGAGUCUGAGGUUCACCGAAGAUUCUGCCGGCAAAUGCCCCCAGGCGACUAUGUAACAAAGCCUGGGGACGCAGAUUCCUUUUACAGUGACAUGCCUCCGGGUGUCAGCACCAACUCCGGCUGCAGCUCCAAGAAGAGAUCUAACGGGCUGUCACACUCAUGGAGUGAGAGAAUCCCAGACGCCAAACACAUUUCCGACAUCUGCGAAAACGGGCGACCGAGGAGCAACUCGUGGCAAGGAAAUCUGAGCGGAAAUCGUAAGAAGCUGAAAGGAAAGAAGUUCCGUGCUCGCUCUAACUCCACAGAGACGUUAUCCCCCGCCAAGUCUCCCACGUCCUCCACAGGAUCCAUUGCAUCCAGCAGGAAGUACCCGUACCCCAUGCCCCCCCUCCCCGAUGACCAGAGGAAAGCCAACAGGCAGAGUGCCAGGCUGUGGGAGACUUCAAUAUAACAGCCGUAUCAGCCACUCUGUAAAAGACCUAAAGGAACUACACCUGUCUCUCCUUUUCUAUGAAUGACAAACACGAAAAUGAAACAAAAUUGACUCUCGGCGCCUAAAGAGAAUGACAGAGAGAGAGAGAGAGAGAGAGAGAGAGAGAGCCCCCAACUGGAGUGGAAACUGGCAGAGGUGUGUGUGAGUCGGUGUGUACAUGCAUCUCCGAGGCCGUCAAGCCAGAUGUUCGGUGGAUCACUACAAGAUGACGUUAGAGUGCCGGUGGGGAAAACCAGCUCCACAUCCACUCCAGACCAGCUGGAGCUGAGACUGAGCUCUUCCAGUCUGCUCAGGCCUCACCAACGGGACUCCAAACCCCCAACCACCACACCCCCCUCUCCCACAAUCCCUGAAGCCUCGACACAUCCUCUCAUCCCUCUCACUUCAACACCCACCGCUCCACGAGUGGUUCCCGAGCUCAGCCGGGCCGGGAGCGGGGUCACGGCAUCACACGGCAUCGCUGGACUCGUCGGCUCAUUUUUGACGCACGUGAAAUCACUGUAGAAACUCCCAACACUGUAUGCAUGAGACAACCCCGAUUAUCAGCAACCUCCUCCGAGCGAGAAGACGAGAAGAAGAGCGAUGUGAGACGAAAGCAUGCGAGGGGGGGCAGUGAUUGUAUUCCGUCUGUAGGCUUAGAUGCUUUCUCUCCACUAUAGGUAACUCAUAUUGUAUCACCACUUAUAACCCAUAACACACGACAUGGACCCAACCCUGCUCCUCUUCCUCCCGUCCCUCGGGUUGUUUGUGUAAAUAUGUACAGUGAAAUACAAAGAGUAUGUUUUUUGCUUUUAUUUUGAAAGAGGAAGGUCUCCUCCUCCUGCUGUAUUGUGUUGUAGACAGAAGCGGAUCUCUAGAUGGGUGUCCGUGUUUUCUUCUUUCCUCCCUCCAGCUUUUCUUUUCUUCUUCUCCUGUGUGACUGUGAUCUCUAUAGCUUUCUCCAUCCACAGCAGAAUGUAAACGUGUUCUUUUGUUUUUUCAAUAUUAGCACUGGUGUCACUCUCUGGGCGAAACACUGGGGCGCGAAGAGGAAGUUUUGAUCGUGGCGCAGUGAGAAGUGGAUUUAGCUCGAGUGGAAUAGUUUAAUGUGCCAUUCCUGCGUGAAGGGAGCGGACUGAGAUGUGUUUGGUGUAGUUAUAGAUUUACCACUUUUCACUCACGUGGCUUUUGGAAAGUUUUUCCCAUUGAUGAUGUUAGGAAGUUGAGAGUUUUCUCCACGUUUGUAUGUUUAAAACCGAGCGUGUGAUGAGAUCUGGAGAAAUCGUGAU
Molecule: messenger RNA, 4105 nt
Organism: Platichthys flesus (European flounder)
Lineage: Eukaryota; Metazoa; Chordata; Actinopteri; Pleuronectiformes; Pleuronectidae
Gene: adam22
Product: ADAM metallopeptidase domain 22
Exons: 31
Coding region: 39-2795 (918 amino acids)
Biological process (GO): proteolysis
Cellular component (GO): postsynaptic density membrane
Molecular function (GO): metalloendopeptidase activity
Source: RefSeq, a predicted model, not a curated record